Messenger RNA from Rhodamnia argentea, 1830 nucleotides. RefSeq names its product basic proline-rich protein-like. The record is from RefSeq and is a predicted model, not a curated record. Bases 1 to 1830 code for a protein of 609 amino acids. The transcript has a single exon. NCBI's taxonomy places the organism in Eukaryota, Viridiplantae, Streptophyta, Magnoliopsida, Myrtales, Myrtaceae.
AUGAAAUGGCUAUGCAGUCGCAAUCCUACACCGUUCACAGUAAUAAAGACAACAUAUUUGAGAGAGAGGCCGACUCAAAAGCCGCCUUCUUCACCUUUCCUAGGCCCGACGUGUUUUUUGCUUCCGAUUCCUCCGCCAACACCCCCGCCGACGCCUGCACCUACGCCACCUCCAACGCCUGCGCCUACACCACCUCCUGCCGCAACACCGCCUCCCACUCCCGCUCCUGCUCCAGCACCACCUCCGGCACCGGCACCGGCACCAACACCCCCACCCACACCACCUCCCGCUCCAACACCUGCUCCAGCACCUGCACCACCUCCAACACCAGCUCCUCCGCCGCCGCCACCUCCUCCUCCACCUCGUCCCGCUCCACCUCCGGCACCACCACCUGCUCCUCCUCCGAUACCUCCACCAACACCACCUCCCGCUCCUACACCUGCACCAGCACCGCCACCACCUCCGGCACCUACUCCACCACCGGCUCCUCCUCCAGCACCAGCACCUACCCCUCCUCCAGCACCAACACCACCACCUCCUCCGCCUCUGCCUCCACCUCCACCUCCACCGCCUCCAGCUCCACCACCAGCCCCACCCCCGACACCCCCACCUACACCCGCGCCUCCCGCACCCACACCGCCUCCAGCACCUCCUCCUACUCCACCUCCAGCACCCCCACCUCCGCCAACCCCAACACCACCUCCCGCACCACUACCUCCGCCGGCUCCAGCACCACCGCCUGCCCCACCUCCAGCGCCUCCACCAACUCCACCCCCAACACCACCCCCUACACCAACACUAGCCCCACCACCACCUCCUAUACCAGCACCUCCACCCCCUCCGACACGUCCACCUGCUCCGCCCCCAACACCCCCUCCCACACCACCACCUGCUCCGCUGCCACCUCCACCUCUACCGCCACCACCGCCUGCACUGCCACCCCCUCCAACACCUCCUCCACCUCCAGCAGCACCACCAAUACCUCCUCCAGCACCUCCACCUACUCCAACACCGACACUACCUCCGGCGCCACCUCCAACACCUCCACCAACUCCGCCUCCGGCUCCACCUCCUACACCACCACCUGCUCCUCCUCCAGCACCCCCACCUCCGCCAACCCCAACACCACCUCCCGCACCACCACCACCACCUCCUGCACCUCUACCUCCUCCGGCUCCAGCACCACCGCCUGCCCCACCUCCAGUGCCUCCACCAACUCCACCCCCUACACCUACACCAACACUAGCCCCACCACCACCACCACCUCCUACACCAGCACCUCCACCCCCUCCAACACCUCCACCUGCUCCGCCCCCGCCCCCAACACCCCCUCCCACACCACCACCUGCUCCGCCGCCACCUCCACCUCUACCGCCACCGCCACCUGCACCGCCACCCCCUCCAACACCUCCUCCACCUCCACCUCCACCUCCAGCACCACCACCAAUACCUCCUCCAGCACCUCCACCUACUCCAACACCGACACUACCUCCGGCGCCACCUCCUACACCAGCACCUCCACCCCCUCCCGCACCUCCACCUGCUCCGCCCCCAACACCCCCUCCCACACCACCACCUGCUCCGCCGCCACCGCCACCUGCACCGCCACCCCCUCCAACACCUCCUCCACCUCCAGCACCACCACCAAUACCUCCUCCAGCACCUCCACCUACUCCAACACCGACACUACCCCCAGCGCCACCUCCAACACCUCCACCAACUCCGCCUCGGGCUCCACCUCCUACACCACCACCUGCUCCUCCGCCUGCAGCAGCAGCACCACCUCCGCCACCACCAGCUCCUACUCCAACACCACCACCCCCACCGUAG